AUGGAAAACCAAACCAAUGUGAAUGAAUUUAUUCUUGUGGGACUUUCUAAUUACCCGGAACUUCAAUUUUUCCUCUUCCUGGUGUUUUUAAUUAUUUACCUAAUCACUCUGGUAGGGAACAUGAUAAUUAUGCUGGUGAUAAGGGCUGAUCCUCACCUCCACACCCCCAUGUACUUCUUUCUGUCUCAUUUGUCCUUUGUUGAUAUCUGUUAUUCCUCAGCCAUUGUCCCUAAGAUGUUGGUGAAUUUCCUAGCAAAGCACAAAACCAUUUCUGUCAAUGGCUGCCUUGCCCAGAUGUUCUUCAUCCUCCUCUCAGCUGGUACUGAAGUUUUUGUGCUCUCGGCAAUGGCUUAUGACCGAUACACUGCCAUAUGUCACCCAUUGCAUUAUGUGGGGACCAUGAACAAACGAGUGAGCAGACAGUUGGUGGGUAGUUCCUGGAUAAUGGGGCUCUUGUAUUCACUGGUUAACACUGUCCCUGUGUUAAAGUUACACUUCUGUGGGCCCAAUGAAAUCAGGCAUUUCAGCUGUGAGCUCCCUCCGCUAUUACAACUGUCUUGUACUGGGACCUUCAUCAAUAAAAUAGCUCUUCUUUCUUCUGCUGUGAUAUUUGGUUUCAGCUCCUUCCUCUUCACCCUGGUCUCCUACAUUCACAUAAUCUCUACUAUACUCCGAAUACGCUCCACAGAGGGAAGACGUAAAGCCUUCUCUACAUGCAGUUCCCACCUCAUUGUGGUGGUUUUAUUGUUUGUGACAGCUCUUUGCCAGUACAUGAAACCCAGCUCAGUUGCUUCCCUGUUUCUAGAUGAACUCUUCUCUAUCCAGUACAGCAUCUUGACCCCGAUGUUGAACCCCAUCAUCUACAGCUUGAAAAGUAAAGAUGUGAAAACUGCUCUGACAAGAACACUAGGGAAAAUUCAAGUUUCUCAUGCAAUGUAA
Messenger RNA from Mauremys mutica (yellowpond turtle), 939 nucleotides. Its product is annotated as olfactory receptor 5V1-like. The record is from RefSeq and is a predicted model, not a curated record. NCBI's taxonomy places the organism in Eukaryota, Metazoa, Chordata, Testudines, Geoemydidae. Gene Ontology annotation, biological process: G protein-coupled receptor signaling pathway. Bases 1 to 939 code for a protein of 312 amino acids. The transcript has a single exon. Gene Ontology annotation, molecular function: G protein-coupled receptor activity; olfactory receptor activity. Gene Ontology annotation, cellular component: membrane.